GAUGAAUCGAGGGUUAGUUUGCAACAUUUUUCUCAGACAUAAAUUUUGCAGCUGAAAAAAUGGCGCCGACCACAAGGGAUGUAGGAGACAAGGGUCAGCGGACAUCCAUUGUCUUUGAUGUGUCAAAGAGGGAGCUAUUUUCAACGCAAAAUGGAUUCAAACAACUCAACAAGAAACUCAGAUCAAACUGGAAAAUUGUCAGCAAUAAAGAUGAGAUCACAGAAGAAAAAUUAUCAAGUGCCAAGGUGUUUGUGAUUGCUGGACCGAGGGACAAAUUCACUGCCCCUGAGUUUGAAGCAAUCAAGAAAUACAUGGAGAACGGAGGGAGUGUCUUGGUCAUGGUCGGAGAAGGGGGAGAGACAAAGUUUGACACAAACAUCAAUUUUCUCCUGGAGGAAUUCGGUGUUAUGGUCAACAACGAUUGUGUUGUAAGAACGUCCUACUUCAAAUACUUUCAUCCAAAGGAAGCAUUAGUAUCGAAUGGAAUUUUAAACAGAGCAAUCAGUCUAGCUGCCGGAAAGAGCAUACCAGGGAGUGGUGAAGAGGAUGCACAAAAUGAUACUCAAGCAUUAACAUAUCUCUACCCAUAUGGAGCAACCCUUAAUGUAGUCAAGCCUGCCUCUGCCAUCUUAUCAACGGGAACUGUCUGCUUUCCUCUCAACAGGCCUGUCUGUGCGUUGCACUCGUCCAAGUACUCUAAAGGAAAGCUGGCUGUCCUUGGAUCUGUUCACAUGUUCUCUGACCAGUAUUUGGAUAAAGAGGAGAACAAUAAGAUCAUGGAUGUACUCUUCAAAUGGCUUACCACUGAUGAAGUGGUGCUCAAUGCCAUAGAUUCUGAGGACCCGGAGAUAUCAGACUAUAACUUCCUACCGGACACGUCUAAGCUCGCUGAUAAACUACGGACUUGUUUGCAGGAGAAUGAGGAUACGCCUAGAGAUUUCAACACCCUGUUUGAUGGAACUGUGUACAGCUUGGACACUAAAGUGGUUCCCAAAGUCGUCAGAGCGUAUGAAGCACUCAAUGUGAAGCAUGAAAACCUAGCGCUGAUCCAACCCCAAUUUGAAGUGCCACUGCCUCCUCUACAACCAGCGGUGUUUCCGCCAGCAUUUAGGGAACUUCCCCCGCCAGCCCUAGAUCUGUUCGACCUAGAUGAAUCGUUUUCGUCAGAGAAAGCCAGACUGGCGCAGAUCACAAAUAAAUGCACCGAUGACGAUCUGGAGUAUUACGUGCGGGAGUGUGGGGAUAUCAUGGGGAUCAGCAUGAAGCUCCCGGCAGACUCACGCGAUGCCAAACAUAUCCUGGAGCACGUCUUUGCCCAGGUGGUGGAAUUCAAGAAACUUAACCAGGAUGAAGCUGAUGAUGAGGUCAUGUGAUGACCAUAGAGGAAUAUGAUUGGAUGGUAAGGUCAUGUGAUGACUAUACAUGGAUAUGAUUGGAUGACCCCUUCUUUAUCUGUAUUCUUGACACUAUAGUGCUCUCAAAACCUUUUGAUGGACACCAUGUAAGGACUAACAUCAAGUCAUCAGGCCUUGACAGUGUUAACAGUUCCUCAGGUUCAACUAGCUUUGCCUUAAGCCCUUUGCACACUUUGCAAUCUGACAGUGACCCGGGGCCUGUAACACAAAGCUUAAAAUUCAUCAUAGACAAACAUCUUUAAUAGUGAUUGAUUGCAUUGACCACACUGUACAUUACAAUCAAUCAUGAAAAUCAAGUGUACGAUCAAUCGCUAGCCUUUGUGUUACAGAACCCCGGUUAUGGAGGAAAACAUGCAUUUUGCUUGAGAUUUGAAAGCUCAAAAAAGGAAAGUCAUUGUAUUUGAAAUUUCAAAGAUGAAAUUUCAAGAUGGGCAUAUGUACAUGUAUAAGCAAGAAUAUCCUAUGUUAAUCUCAGUUUGGUGACAAAAAACGGAUGGGUCAUUCUUUUACUCAGAUAGUAAAUGAAAAAAAAAUUGUUUGGCGCAUGUGUCGUAAAAAGUGUCAAGGUUUUACAAAUAACAUGUAGAUAGGUGUUCACAUGAAAAGAAGUUUUAUGAUGAUGCUAGGUUGGCAAAUCCUUGCAUUUAAUAAGAGUUAUUUAGAUCAUGUUGAUUAAUAUAUAAUGAUAUUAAUGAUAAUGAUAAUAUGCAACAUUUAUAUUGGCUUAAUACAAAUGUUUCAAAGGGCUGCAUACUAUUACCCCGGCUUUAGCACGGCCACCCUGAUCGGGCACAUCAAGCAUUCAAGGAACUCCUUCCUAUUGAGUUUCAUGUGCGUUAUUUGGUCUUACAUUCAGUUACCACUGACAGGUACAUGAGCAAUCCAUAGAUACUUUACAUAUGAUCAUCUUCACCUUGAAAUUGGUCUAAAAAAGUUGAGAUCAUCUACUUGUUUUAUUGAUUGUAAUCAGUCAUAAUUAUUUAUUAAAACACACGUAGGGCCUAAGUGUAUAUGUAAAUGUACAUAUAGGCAUGUGUUUUCAUGUGUUUAGUCAGUAAUACACGAUCUGGCAUGUGUUCAUGAAAGUAAAAAUAUAUUUGCUAGAUAAUCAGACUUUUGUUGUAUGAAUUUUCAAAAGUCACUACUUUAGUAAUCACAAGCAUUGGCCUGCCUUGUGAAAAUACAGUGACUAUGUAUAAUUGUAUAUUUUGCUUGUCUAUUUAUUGAUAAUGACUACUUAUACUCAUUAGUUUAAUACUUUUAAUUAGUUUUGACUUACAAAACACUCCUUUUGAUGUAUAUGUCUGAGGAUGAUGCUCUUAAAUGAUCUCUGAUCCAAAAGUUCUUGGUUUACUAAUACGAGCAAAGAAAUUUCAAAAUUUUGGGGCACUGUAGGUUCUUGAAAAAAAAAAUCAAGUUUGUAACGCGAAGGUUUGCAAUUAAUCACAAAUCAAGAGGGGGGAAAAUCUGGAGUUUUUGGUGAAAUCAUGCUCAUGGAAUGCAAUCUACUGCAUAUUCAUUGAUGGGAUAACUUGUUAAAUAUGUAUAGUUUCCACUUAUUCAUGACUUAUACUCGACGUAUCACAACAAAGAAAAUGUAUCUUGUUUCUGAGGCAAUUUGUUAUGCCUUGUCUACUGUUGAGACAAAAGUGAUGCUAAGCUUUGUUGCUGAGUAUUGUCUCACUAUGUCUUAAUGACACUUUACAAUUCAGAAUCACCUUGAACUACAUCUGUCUGAAUAGUUUGCAGAAUUUAAGUUAAUUUAUACAUUUCAUCUGUUUGUUCACGUUAAGAUUUCUGGUUUCCCAUUCCACCAGGGAAAAUGGAAAUUAUUUUACUUUUGUUCCAAUCUGUUGAUUUGAUUCAAAUGGCUAUUAAAAAUCAGGGGGGAAAUCAGGGAAUUUUGAUAAGCCAACAAAAUCAAAUGUACUAAAUUUUACAUUAUAGUCUCGUAUACUGCAAACAGUUCACUGAAAAAAUAUAAAAUAAAAUAAAAACAUUGAAAACAUGUGAUGCUGGAAAAAAUAGUUGAAACAAUUAUCAUGGAAUCUUGAGAUGUCAUUAGGGAUAAACCUGUGAAUUUGUUUUCUUGAAAUGCUUGGAAACCUGGAAAAUGUAGGGCUUCAUGUGAACAUCAAGAUAUUUCUUGAUGGGGCCUUUCAUAAUAUUUGCAUUUACUUAACUGCAGGGGGAAUGUUUCACCAAUUGAUAUUUGUCUGAGCCAAUCAGAUGCAAUGUGGUUAUAUGUUUCAUGAAAUGCUCUCUAGCGUUAGUUUAAAAGACAAGGCCACCCCAACAAAAAGUUGAUUUUAAUAAAAAGAGAAAAAAAUCAACAAGCUUAACAUUGAAAAUCAAAUGUUCAUCAAAAUUGGAUUUAAAAUCAGAAAGUUAUUACAUUUUAUAAAGUUUUGCUUAAUUUCACAAAACCGUUAUAUGCACAUCCUGGUUGGUAUGCAAAUGAGGGGAUUGAUGAUGUCAUCCAAUUACUAUUUCUUUGUAUUUUAUUUUAUGAAAUAUUCUAAUUUUCUCUUCAUUGUCAUCCUCCCUGAACACGUGGAAUUUGCAUUGUUUAAUGAUAUGUAUCGUUCAAUCAAGUUGGUCCUUAUUGUCAAAUCUGUAAAAAUGAAAUAUUGUAUAAUUAAAAAAAACACCAAAUAGUGAGUUGUGCAUAUCACUGUUUUGUAAAAAUGGCGAAACUUAAAAAUUUCAUAACUUUCUUAUUUUACAUCCAAUUUUGAUGAAAUUUUCAGUGUUAUACUAAUUUGAUUUUUCUCUAUCCGAAUCAAAAAUUUUCUGGGGUGGACUUGGCCUUUAAACCAGUCACUUUACGGUCAGAAAUAUUCUUAUAAGAAUAUUUUGUUUAGGGUAGAUUUGACCUACAGUGUACCUUAAUGCUGGUUUCUAAUUUUGUAGAUCUACGGCAAGUGAGAAGAAUAUGCAUGUAACUUUAAAUGAUUGAUUUAGUGUGUGGUCAAGUAUUACUCAUUUAAAAAAAAAUAAUUUAUUUAACAAUUGACCUGAUGAGGCAAUGAUUUUAGGGGUGGAUCUGUGUACAUGUAAAUGUUGUAGCAAGACACUGUUGAUUCUCUGUUUAAUUUCUCACUGAAUUCCCUUUUCUACAGAUUUCAAUCAAAUGUCUUUUUCCACUCUAGUUCACUUAUGAAAAUGUAAAUUUUAUGUAGAAUAUUGUAAAUAGAAUGGAGAUUUAAUCUGAAA
Lytechinus pictus (painted urchin) is the source of this 4631-nucleotide messenger RNA. Its product is annotated as intraflagellar transport protein 52 homolog. The coding region runs from base 60 to 1373 and encodes 437 amino acids. The record is from RefSeq and is a predicted model, not a curated record. Lineage: Eukaryota; Metazoa; Echinodermata; Echinoidea; Temnopleuroida; Toxopneustidae. Gene Ontology annotation, cellular component: cilium; centriole; intraciliary transport particle B. Gene Ontology annotation, biological process: intraciliary transport; cilium assembly. The transcript has 13 exons.